AUGCUGCGUUUUAACGGUAACGAAGAGCAGUAUAAAACAGCUGUGCUUACCAAUAAAGAAGCAGGAGAUGAGCGCGAGAACGGUGAUAAUUCCAUAAUCCAAACAAAUUCGCCUAGGCUGUCAACACCCGGGUCGUAUACCAAAAAAUCCUCACCACCUAUGUCAACACCGACGCGUAUCCGACGCCAUUCCUUUACACCCGAUGAAAAACCUCCAAAGGGUAUCAACUACAACUCAAUGCCACAUCCAACCAAAGUUGUCACCCCUGCAGAUGCUGCCGCUGUGCUGGCUUCAGCUUACAUAAAUCACGAUAAAAAACAUUCCCAUAAAUAUACCGCAGAACUUUCAAAAAAACAAUUAAAGCGCAGUAUUAGUUUUAACCAUUCUAACCGUUCAAUCUCCCCCCGUCAAACAGCUCCGAAUCCAUACAUUGACGUUGCUGAAGUAUUGGCCACAACGGUUUCUUUUGUUAGAGAAAACAACAAGAAACUCGAUAGGCUAUCUGAUGAGGUCAGAAGUGACGGACAAAGUAGUGAUUACGAUAUGGAUUCUGAUGAUAGUAUGGACUCUUAUCAACAGUCAAGUAAUAAUGGUGAGAUUGAGAAUGAAAUUCAAAUGCUAGCCGUUCAAUUGGAUGACAUGGAACAAAAAUACAAAGAGCAACUUCGAGGAAAAAAUAGGUUGAUAGAACAACUUGAAAAUUCUUUGAAGAAAAGCGGAAAAGAUUUAAAGAAAAAACGUAUUGAGGUUGAACGUUUAGAAAGUCAACUUGAAGCCGCAAAGAGGGCUAUAAAUGAGUUGGUAGAACAGGUAGAACAACUUGGUUGCCUGGCUCGAGGACAAUCACCUGACCCUGAACUAGCCGAAAACCUCCGAACUUUAGAACAAGAAUUGGAAGAAAAAAAUGUAUUGAUUAAUGAGCUUAAUAAAAAAAUACAGAUCUCAAAUAGGCAAGCUGUUGAAUCAAAAGAGAAAGAAAAGAGACUUGAGUUGAUAUCUAAUCAGCUAUUGAAAUAUCAGUCACUUGAGAGUGAAUGGCAAGAUAAACAAAAGACACUUGAUUCCUUGAUUACUCAAAUAGAAAUCCUCAGAAAGCGAGAAUUUGAACUUAAUGAAAAGGACGCUUUAAUUGAAACUCUCAAUAUUCGCCUUGACACUUCACAAAAAGUAAUUGCCGAACUAAGGGAGAAACAUGCCCCACAUGAUCUUUUGAGACAACUUAGACAAAAAGACUAUAUAAUCGAUACUCUCACACAACAGGUUGAAACCAUUGAUUCGGAUAUGAAAGAUAAAGAUGACGAUAUUUCCGCCCUAACUGUGAGCUUAUCUGAGGAGAAAAGACAAGUAGAGAAGCUAAAGGAGCAAACCGCUCAAAUCGAUCCUUUAAAGAAAAAAGCUGAAGCUGCUGAAGAUGCUGCUUAUGACAUUCAAACUAAACUUUCUCAAAAGGAAAGACAGCUUGUCGAAUUAGAAAAGAGAUAUAAAGAAGCUUCAAGGAAUUCCCAAGAUGGCCAAGAUCAGCUUAGAUCCCAAGAACAAACCAUCUCCGCAUUACGUCAAGAAAUAUCUCAGCUCAGACAAGCAUUCACGGUUCAAUCCACUGAAACUCGUGAGAAAGAAAGACUCCUUACGACCCUCAGGGAUGAAACUGCCCAUAUGCGAUCAAAUUAUCAAGGCCUUCUUCAUGCUUUAUCUGAAAAGGAUCAAAGGAUUCAGCAAUUUGAACAACAUUUAGAAAGUUUAAAAAAUGCUUCCCGAAGCGACUCAAACGAAAAGGAAACAAAGAUUAGUAAAAAUGAGGUUCGAUUAAAUGCGUUGCAGAAAGUUUUGAACAAUAAGAUCGAGGCCUGCAGAGAUUAUGAAAAGAAGAUCGUGGACUUGGAAAAGGAUUUUGACGUAUUGAAAACGCAAUUUGAAGAAACCAGAUCGGCUAGUUCAGAAAAAGAGAUUAAAAUCACUAGACUUGUAAAAAUGAACCGUCAAUUGAAGGAAGAAGUUACCGAGUUAAAGCAAAAAAUGGAAGAAAAGGAACAGGAAUUGGUUUUGAUAAAAUCUAAAAUUCCCAAACCUAACCCCAAAAAAACUCCAGCUGCCUCCGUUAGAUCCGCUCCCACCAAGGGUCCAAGAUCCAGGGUUUCGUCCAUGUAUAGUGCCAGCGGUGGUGAAAGUAGCAGCGAUGAAGCUGCAAAGAACGGUGGACCACGCAUCCGCAAAGCCGCUAGCCUUAGCGGUAUCGAUACUAGUCCGUUGAAAAAUAGAUCAACUUUGUCCUCGGUAUCUAGAAGGAUGUCAGAAAGUCCACGAGUUGCUUUAGCUAGAUCUAGAUCAUCUACAUCAACCUCUUCACUUGAUCAAAGAAGAAGUAGUAAUCUUGCUCCAAUUCCAAAGAGGGAUGCCAAACCAAGACUUCCUUCUACGGUUAACACUGUCGAUGUCCUUAAAAAGAGAAGAGACACAAUCACAUCAAAUAAAGAAUCUAGUCCUAUUAAUCGGUCUGCUGUCACUCAAAGAAAACGUGAUAUGGAAGUAUUGAAUCAUAUGCUAAGUGGCGUAGCUCCUGAUAGAAAAAAUAGAUCAACGCUUGCACAAAAACGUGCCACCACCACCGAAAAUGGGUCCUCAAAGAAGAAACUUACAGAUCCAGUAUCCAGUGAUAGUGACCGUGAGACCAAGAAAUCAUCAUCUGUGAAAAGAUCUAGCGACUUGACUACUAUUAUGGAACAAAUCCGCAAAAAUGACGAUCCCGCAUCAAAAUCCACUCGACCAAAGACAUCUAGACCUGUAGUCAAUGCCCAGGCCUCAUCCUCCACCAUGAAAGCAAGGACCUCUUUGAGCCGACCAUUGCCGUCAAAGAAACCAUAA
This is a messenger RNA of Funneliformis geosporum, 2862 nucleotides long. The record is from the annotation of a GenBank genome assembly. Lineage: Eukaryota; Fungi; Glomeromycota; Glomeromycetes; Glomerales; Glomeraceae.